AUGGUUGAUAAACGCUUACAGUGCUUAUGUGUGAAAUUAGGACAAUCUCUGGAAGCAUUUAAUACUCCAGAUGAUCGAAAUCUAGCAGAGAAAGUUUAUCAGGAAUUAGAAGAGAGAAUCGAUCUAUCAAGAUGUACCGUCUUGAGUGAUUUUGACUUCGAUGAAUGGAGACGUAAUUAUCUACAGUGGAUUGAAAGUUGUCACUAUCGUCUAGCUGAUAUAUUUCCUACUGUUACUGCCAGUACCGAUACCAUUCAAGCUGAUCAACAAAAAUCAAAGCUUCACUUACACCUUUCUCCAACAUCUUCAACAUCAUUGACUCCAAAAAGUGUGUCUACUGUCUCGUCAUCCACACAGUCGAUGAACAAUUCUCCAAGGCAUAGCUCACCUCCUACGCCUACUACUAAAAGCAUCAAAUCAGUUGGGAAACAAUCCAGUAGUGAAUCUUUAAAUCUAGGUAGUAAUGAUGUUGUCGUCGAUGUUGCCACUGGUUCGAAUAAAACACAUGCAAUUGCAAAGGGUAAACAAACUGUGAAUAUUUCAAAAUCACCUGAAUUAAAUUAUUCACAGUUUAGGGAAGUUUUACUCCUACGACGACGACAACACCAGCAACAAAAGCAACAUAGUCGACCUAAAUAUGACUGGGCAAAUCCUCUGCACGAAAAAGGCAGAAUAACACAUGAACAAAUUAUUGAAGCUCUGACUGAUAAAAAACAGCAACAACAACAACAACGACAGGAACAGCCAACCAGACAGCAACAUCUGCGAAAUGAUGAGUUAAUUGCACGUGCAAUAGAACAAGAAACCAGUAAAUGUAUUUGCCAAAUAAAAUUUCAACCUAAAAAAGUUGGAACAGAUAAAUAUUGUCAACAACAACAACAACGACAGGAACAGCCAACCAGACAGCAACAUCUGCGAAAUGAUGAGUUAAUUGCACGUGCAAUAGAACAAGAAACCAGUAAAUGUAUUUGCCAAAUAAAAUUUCAACCUAAAAAAGUUGGAACAGAUAAAUAUUGUUUUGGACCUAGUUCGAAAGUCUACUUAGUCCGUUUCCUGAAUAGUAUCACUAUGGUACGGGUAGGCGGUGGAUGGAUGAAGUUGAGCGAAUUCUUAGACACUCGUGAUCCAUGCAGAAUUGUCCAUAAAAGAAAUCGUGUUGGUUCUUCUGCGCCUAAAGCAAAUCCAUCAUUGACCACAUUCACACCUUCUGGUUCAAAGAGAGAAAAUACUUUAGGAUUUAUUGAAGUCACUCCAAUACGAGGGACUAAUUCGCAUGACGAAUCGCCUGCUGUUUUUGGGGAGGAAUUCCACAUCACAUCAACACCACUGCUGAAUAAGGAAGUCGGCCAUGGACAAAGACAAAUACCAAGUUUACUUGGUCAAGCUUUCAUUGAUACCACUACUACCUCUUCAGCGUUUGAGUCAUCUUCAAAUGAACAGGCAUCAACAACGAUAACCACAAAAGACCGAAAGAAGAAAACAAGAAAACACUAA
Messenger RNA from Trichobilharzia regenti, 1494 nucleotides. The record is from the annotation of a GenBank genome assembly. Lineage: Eukaryota; Metazoa; Platyhelminthes; Trematoda; Strigeidida; Schistosomatidae.